This is a messenger RNA of Solanum lycopersicum (tomato), 2009 nucleotides long. RefSeq lists its product as uncharacterized. Gene Ontology annotation, molecular function: lyase activity. Lineage: Eukaryota; Viridiplantae; Streptophyta; Magnoliopsida; Solanales; Solanaceae. The record is from RefSeq and is a predicted model, not a curated record.
CAUAAAUAAUGAUUCAUCAACACAGAAUCUAUUUAGAACCUUCGAGAUUUGAGAUUUCGCAAGUAAUUCGGUGGGCUUGAAAAAACAAAAAUGAAAUAGGAACAAUUUUACUAAUCUAAUAGAUUACUUUAUGUUAGAAAUGAUAUCACUUAUUGCAUUAACUCAAUUACGAUAAAAUUUAUCUAGAUAUUGGCACGAAUUCUUAAAAAAAUUCGUGCCAAUAUUAAUUUGUCGUGUUGUUUAUACAAUUUCAUGAGAUGCAGCAGCAGCAGCAGUAGUUCGUUUGAGAACCCAAUUUUUGUCCAUUCGUCUAAUGGUAUAGCCAACAAAGCACUGCAGGAAAUUCGAAAUUCUGGAGUAAUCGCUUGCCUUCGAGCUCAAAAUGCAGACCUGGCUAAUCGAGCUGCACGCGCUGCAUUGGAUGGUGGAAUUUCAGCUCUGGAAAUUGUGGUGUCCACUCCAGAUGUUUUUGAGGUGAUAAGAGACCUAGUACAUGAUUAUCCAGCAAAAACUUUUGGAGUUGGAACAGUAUUACAGGCUAAAGAUGCCAAAGAUUCUAUAAAGGCUGGAGCUAAGUUUCUUAUGAGUCCUGCAACAGUUAUGGAUAUUCUAGUUGGUGUCUCAGAGAGUGAUAUUCUAUAUAUACCUGGUGUAAUGACCCCCACGGAGAUAUUAUCUGCUUUCAGUGCUGGUGCCAAGAUUGUCAAGGUUUAUCCCGUCUCUGCACUGGGUGGUGUUGGGUACAUUUCAGCUCUGAAAAAGCCUUUUUCUCAUAUCCCUAUGGUUGCAUCACAAGGCAUAACAAUAGAUUUGAUUGGGCAAUACAUUGGUCAGGGAGCAUCAGCAGUUGUUCUAUCCGAUGCCAUAUUUGACAAAGAGGCAAUGAGUCAACAGAAUUUCGAUAAAAUAUAUCAACUUGCAAGCCAUUCAGCUUUGCAGGGUAAACAAGCUGUUGAAAGGUUAGAAUGUUAGGUGCUAAUGCAUCUUUCGAUUUGUUAAAACCUCAUGGAACUGCAGGGGUUCAUGAGAAACGAGAAAUCAGAUUAAGCCAUCCGUCAUCCUGCUUUAAGUUUGGAAAAAUUAACUGUGCUGGUUCGAGUAAGGGAGAGUUAUACACCUUUAGUGAGCCUCAGAGUGAGUCUAGAUCAGUCGGAGCAGUGGACUUUGGAUAUCAGAUGGUUUCACCGAAAACAAAAGCUGUGUUGGUUAGUUCAUAUGUCACCGAUUUACAGUCAGUUGCAACAUGUUGUGUAUAUGUGGCAAAGGGUGCAGACAUGCCAGAUUACAAGCAAUUGCAGCUUCGGUGAGGAAGAAGAUUGCUACUCUGAAUUUGUUUGCAGAGUCGGAGAAAAAGGAAAUUGUGAACGAAGUUCUUGUUUCGACUGAACCUCUGUUAACUGAUGAGGACUACAAUGUUCGUAUUAUAGGUAGAGAAAUCAUAUCUGAUCUUAUCAAAGCUGCUGGUAUUGAUGCUAUGAUUCAUGUAACGCGCCUCAAUAUUGACAGUCCUAACGAACAUAUCAGGAAUGCAGCUGCUCGAUCUCUUAGCAUCGCUGCAUCUGCAUUAGGUAUUCCUGCUCUGCUUCCAUUCCUCGAAGAAAUUUGUUUUCAGAUGGAAUCAUGGGAGGCUCGUCAUACAGGUGUUAUGAUUGUUUACCACAUUACUGUUCUUAUUGGUUCCGCGAAUCUUCUUCCAUAUUUGAGUUAUUUGAUGGAAAUCAUUGAACCUCGUCUUAAAGAUGACAUUGAGAAAAUAAGGGAUGUUACAAAUGUUGCCAUGGAUGGUCUUGCUACAGCUGCUACACUAUGGUAUUGAGAGUUUCGUUGGGAUUUUGCCUGAUUUUCUAAGAGGAAUAGUUUGAAAAACGGUUUUUAUUUAUCAUAAAUAACACAAUAGUAUAUACAAUAUAGAUGUUGAAUUUUUCAUAUAUAUUAUAUAUUAGUUUUUGAAAUAUGUAGGUCAAUUGACCAACUUAUAAAAUUUUCAUUAUCGUAUGAUUUAUCGCUGA